Molecule: messenger RNA, 3257 nt
Organism: Sipha flava (yellow sugarcane aphid)
Lineage: Eukaryota; Metazoa; Arthropoda; Insecta; Hemiptera; Aphididae
Gene: Mbs
Product: protein phosphatase 1 regulatory subunit 12A
Exons: 20
Coding region: 499-3147 (882 amino acids)
Cellular component (GO): cytoplasm
Molecular function (GO): enzyme inhibitor activity; phosphatase regulator activity; protein kinase binding
Source: RefSeq, a predicted model, not a curated record
UCUUGCGCGUCCGUGUGUCCGCACCCGCUUGUGUGUGUGUGUGUGUGCGCGUGCGUUUGCGUGUGUGUGCGUGUUUUUUUUUUCCACUGAUAAUGGCCAUCACCAUCCUUCCACCGCAGGAGGUGUGCGACAGCGACGAGCAAGUAGUGUCUUCUCUUCGCGUUAUCCGUUACGUACGUGCCGUUCCGUUAAAUUUGUGUUGAAACGGUCGACCGGCUGAUGUGACCCAACAAUUCUGAACUGUCGUCCGAUCCGCGCGAAAAGCCCGCCGGGGCCGUCUUCCGCGGUGACAUUGUUGUGUUCGGCUGCUGCUGCUGUUGCUGCUGCUGGAAAAUAUGUUGGCCGCGGAAAUCUCGCGGCUGCCAGGUCGUCGUGCGGCCUCUGUCGCGUGAUCUCGACCUUCCGGUGCCACCCCGUCUCUAUUAAUUGUCGUCCACGGUAGUUGUUUGGUCGUCUCUUGCUGGACGUACGGACUCGUAUCUGGUUAUCGGUUUCGUCAUGUCAGCCCUGUUUAAGAGAGCCGAACAGCUGAAACGAUGGGAAGAGUCGGACACCAACCGAGAGUCCCCUGUACGCAAGAACAUCAAGGCUGUCUCAUUCCCCAUAGACUGCGCCUUCCUGGCUUCUGUGUCAUCUGGCGACAAGAACGAGGUGAACAGCCUCCUGUACCUAGCUGCUGACAUCAAUGCUGCCAAUGCUGAUGGGCUUACAGCUCUGCAUCAGGCUUGUAUCGAUGAUAAUCUAGACAUGGUUGAAUUUUUGGUUGAACAUGGUGCUGAUGUGAAUAGAGGUGAUAAAGAAGGAUGGACACCAUUGCAUGCAACAACUUCUUGUGGAUUUGUUAGCAUUGCAAAAUAUUUAUUAGAACACGGAGCAGAUGUAUCUGCAAUUAAUUGUGAUCAAGAAUUGGCAAUUGAUAUUGCAGAAUCUGAUGAUAUGAGACAACUUUUAGAACAACAUUUAAGAGAUAUUGGUAUUGAUUGUGAUGAAGCAAGAAAUAAAGAAGAAAGAUUGAUGCUAAAAGAUGCAAGGGAAUGGAUCAAUACUGGAAAAUUUAAAGACUCUCCUCAUCCAACUACUGGAGCAAUGGCAAUACAUGUAGCUUCUGCCAAAGGAUAUAUCAAAGUCUUAGAACUCCUUAUUCAAUCAGGUGCUGAUGUUGAUUGUCAAGAUUACGAUGGUUGGACACCAUUACAUGCAGCAUCAUAUUGGGGUCAAAAAGAAGCUUGUGAAAUAUUAAUUGAAAAUUUCUGUGAUAUGAAAAAGAAAAACUUUGUGGGUCAGACAGCAUUUGAUGUGUCUGACGAAGAAAUGAAAGAUUUUCUGGAUGAAUUAAAGAAAAAACAAGCAUCUCAAAAUAAAGAUGCAUCAGAUAAAAACUAUUUAAUAAGUAAUAAAUUACCGAAUUCUCAAAAAAGAAGAUCUUCAAUCAGCAGGCUAUCCGGCAAUGAUAAAUCAACAUUGAAGAAAGACAAAGAAAUAGUUUUAGAUCGAAAUCGAGUAAUCAAAGAGGAAGAAGAUGAUAUUAAAAUUAAGGACGAUUCCACAAAAAAACAAAAAGUGGAAAUUGAACUUGCACCUAUUGAGCAACUUAAAACUGAGAAUACUAUUGGAAAUGAAACUAAAGAAUUUAAACAACCUACUGCUCCAUCAUCAGACAAUAAUGAAUUAAAGCCUCCUGAGGUUGUUUUACGUAGAACACAAAGUUUUGAGUCUGAUGAAAAAUUUUAUCGACGCUAUUGUGAGCUACGUGCUAAAAUUAAAGGUAAUUUAUGGGGAGUUAUACAUCCUUCACCUUCUACAGCAAGUGCUUCACCUCCUAUGAGAACAGCUUCUUUAAAGGAAAAGCCUCUUUCUAGGCGGAACAAAAGUAAUUUUAGAGAUGAUCAAACCAAUUUAGCAACUGCUCAGAGCAGUGUCAAUUCAAAUGAUGCUACACAUCCGCCGCAAAAUAUUCGCAGUGGUGUCAAAGCAUUUAUCAGUGGUCUACAAAUGCAACAGAAACAAUCAGAAACAACCCAUAAGAUAGUACCGGGAAACAUCUUUAAAAACUUUUUCAAAUCAUUUGUUCCUCCAGUAAGAGAUGAUGAGUCAGAAACUCAACGAAAAGCACAUGCUAAACGUGUUCGAGAAACUAGACGUUCUACUCAAGGUGUUACAUUAGAAGAACUCAAAUCUGCUGAACAAAUUGUUAAACAAAAAAAUCAGGAAACUGGAAAAAAAUUGAACAAUCAAGUGGAAACAAAUAAUAAUUUUACAAACAAUAUUGAAACACCACAAGCUAAAACAGAGGAACAUGUAACUGUUACGGCUACGAUUACUCCAUUGUCCCGAAAUAUUCCGUCUAAUAUGCCAGAUAGCUGUUUGGAACGGAGGCCGUCUUGGAGACUUAGGGUUGAAAACGGCAGCAAGUUUUUACUUGAAGAUGCUCGGUCAAAUGAAACAGUUCCAAAGACUCCGAUUAAGUCACACAUUCCGUCAUCUCUUGACGUAAACGCAGAUACUACAGUUACGUUACCAUUGAGGCGUCCUUCACCUAAAGAAAUCGACGAUAAAGAUCAAGAUAAAGAAAACGAGUUUCGUAAUCAUCAGGCGACUCAGGCAGUUAUACAAAGAAGGAAGAGGCCAAAGCGGAGAUCUACUGGAGUGGUCCAUGUUGAUUUAGACGAAAUCGAUCCGGACAGGCAAGAUACCUCUUCUUGUGGUGGCACCGAUGAUAGUGUCGGAGAGAGCGGUGGAGACACUAAAACAAGUCCAUCAUCCCGGCUCUUUUCAUUAUCAUCAUCUCAAGACAGUAAACCCAGCAGUGUUGCAAAUUCUCCCAGUCCGUGCUCAGAAAAUGGAGAAAUUGAUUAUAAAGCUUUAUAUGAAGAAGUAGUCAUAGACAAUGAAAGGUUAAGGCGACAGUUACAAAAGACUGAAGAAGACCUAUUAGAAUCCAGGAUUACUAUAGAAAAACUAUCAACCAAUGCCGGAAAAAGCAUUUUGUCAGAAACUGAAAAACGGGAAAGGCGAGCUAUGGAGAGAAAACUGUCUGAAAUGGAGGAAGAACUCAAGCAAUUGCAAAAAUUGAAAGCAGAAAAUGAACGGCUCCGAACUGAGAACAGAGCCCUUACAAGAGUCGUUUCUAAACUUACUCAUACCUGAUAUUGUGAAAACUUCUAUUUUUUUUAUCAAAUGGAGCAGUUACGCCAAGAAAAUCAGAGGUUAAAAGAUGAAAAUGGUGCUUUGAUAAGAGUAAUAAGUAAACUUUCAAA